GUGAUGGUCAGGUCUCCACAAACUUUUGGCCAUACAGUGUAAUUGUCUUAAUUAAAACAGUUUUUGUUUGAUCCAAAUUUUGUACUUAACUGUUUAAAUCGGUCUAAGCAAUGCAGGAAUGUCACAUAGAAAGCCAUUUGCAAUUUAGCUAAGAAUCACUUUUUUUCAUUCACACGUUGGGCUAAUGAGCAGCUUAAGAGUGCUCUGAUUGGCUGCUUAUGUCGCCACCUGGCGUCAUAAAUCGUAUGCCCCGCCCACUCUGCUCCUUCCAAUACUAUCAACAUUCAGCCUUCCUUCAGCCUCGUCUGAUUUUUCUGUCGUUCCUGCGUCCGCUUUCUUCAGGAAAAUGAACCUUGGCUGAAUGGCUCUCCCCAGGAUGGCUGAUGGAGUGAUCAAGGGUGCAUUGUUAGCAUUGAGAAGAAGGAGAGAAUAUUCAUGAAAUGCGCCACCAUCCUCCCUGCCUCCAUUCACUGAAAGAUUCUGGGUGGAGACUCCAGCAGCUGUUUGCUGGAUCUUAUAUCUGGCAUGGCUGAACAUUUCCCAUUCCUGAUGCAUUUGACAACUGCUGAUGUCCUUGGGGGAUAUAAAAUUGCAUUCACUUUGAAGCUGUCUGUAGUGAUUGUGCUCAGUAGUUUGGAAUAUUCUGGAAAGACAUUUCAUCUAUAUGACUAUUUAUCUCUGUUAUCCUUUUAAAAUAUAUAAAUCCACAUUAAAGGCUCAGGUUUUUAUUUUUUGUUUAAAAAUGUGUACACAUUUAAGCUGUCUUUCUUGGUAUGGUUUGCCACUCUGUGGUAGAUUGGGUGGGGCUCUUUCAUGGCUCUCUUUCUGCUUUCUCACUCCCAUGAAUAGAGCGAGCUUUGCUGACUGCUGGCUUUGUUAUGCAGCCCUGCAGUUGUCUAGAUGCUUACAUCAGCAUUUUGGUCUCAAACGUGACCAAUCCUUUGGUCACAUUUGAGACCAAACCUCUCAAACCUGACCAAAGGAUUGCCCAAGACUAGAAAUGUUUAACACAAAACAAUUCAUAUAUGCCUUAACAUGAUUUUUUUUUAAAAGUAUGACUGUGCACGCUGUGGUGUUAAAAAAUAAUUAUACUAUAUACUUUAUUUUUCCUCCCACAGCGUGAGUGCAUCUCUAUCCACGUUGGUCAGGCUGGUGUCCAGAUUGGCAAUGCAUGCUGGGAACUCUACUGUCUUGAACACGGCAUCCAGCCGGACGGACAGAUGCCCAGCGACAAGACCAUUGGAGGUGGAGAUGAUUCCUUCAACACCUUCUUCAGUGAGACUGGGGCUGGAAAGCAUGUCCCCAGGGCUGUGUUUGUGGAUCUGGAGCCCACGGUAAUAGAUGAGGUCCGCACUGGAACAUACCGCCAGCUGUUCCACCCUGAGCAGCUCAUCACAGGAAAGGAGGAUGCUGCCAACAACUACGCUCGCGGUCACUACACUAUUGGCAAGGAAAUUAUUGAUCUGGUGCUGGACAGGAUCCGCAAACUGGCUGACCAGUGCACAGGUCUCCAGGGUUUCCUGGUCUUCCACAGCUUUGGUGGUGGAACCGGUUCUGGUUUCACCUCCCUGCUGAUGGAACGCCUGUCUGUUGACUACGGUAAGAAGUCCAAGCUGGAGUUCUCCAUCUACCCAGCUCCCCAGGUGUCUACUGCUGUGGUGGAGCCCUACAACUCCAUCCUGACCACCCACACCACCCUAGAGCACUCCGACUGUGCUUUCAUGGUGGACAACGAAGCCAUCUAUGACAUUUGCCGUAGAAACCUCGAUAUUGAGCGCCCUACGUACACUAACCUGAAUAGGCUGAUUAGUCAGAUCGUGUCCUCCAUCACGGCCUCUCUCCGUUUCGAUGGUGCCCUCAAUGUCGACCUUACUGAAUUCCAGACCAAUUUGGUGCCCUACCCUCGUAUUCAUUUCCCACUGGCCACCUAUGCUCCAGUGAUCUCUGCAGAGAAGGCUUACCACGAGCAGCUCUCUGUGGCUGAAAUCACAAAUGCCUGCUUUGAGCCGGCCAAUCAGAUGGUGAAAUGUGACCCACGUCACGGCAAGUACAUGGCCUGCUGCCUGCUGUACCGUGGUGAUGUGGUGCCUAAAGAUGUGAAUGCUGCUAUCGCCACCAUCAAGACCAAGCGCACCAUCCAGUUUGUGGACUGGUGUCCCACUGGGUUCAAGGUGGGCAUCAACUACCAGCCUCCCACUGUGGUUCCAGGUGGAGACCUGGCCAAGGUGCAGAGGGCUGUGUGCAUGCUGAGCAACACCACAGCUAUUGCUGAGGCCUGGGCUCGUCUCGAUCACAAGUUCGAUUUGAUGUACGCCAAGCGCGCCUUUGUGCACUGGUAUGUUGGUGAGGGUAUGGAAGAGGGCGAGUUCUCUGAGGCCAGAGAGGACAUGGCUGCCCUGGAGAAAGAUUAUGAAGAAGUUGGUGUAGACUCUAUUGAAGGUGAGGGAGAAGAAGAGGGAGAGGAAUACUAGAGUGUGGGAACAGAAAUGGAAAUGUAAACUUGCAGCCAGUAUGUACACAUGAUAUUCCUUAAGUAUCAAGUGUAAACUCUACUUCUGACUGUGUACUUGUGUAAUUGUUAUUGUCUUGGCCAGUAUAAUUGUCUGUCGCAUUUGCCAGCCCAUUUUUCAAUGUGACUGAAUAAAGUUAUGAGUGUU
This is a messenger RNA of Ictalurus furcatus (blue catfish), 2657 nucleotides long. RefSeq names its product tubulin, alpha 1c (gene tuba1c). The record is from RefSeq and is a predicted model, not a curated record. The coding region runs from base 1221 to 2471 and encodes 416 amino acids. NCBI's taxonomy places the organism in Eukaryota, Metazoa, Chordata, Actinopteri, Siluriformes, Ictaluridae. Gene Ontology annotation, molecular function: GTP binding; structural constituent of cytoskeleton. Gene Ontology annotation, biological process: microtubule cytoskeleton organization; mitotic cell cycle. Gene Ontology annotation, cellular component: microtubule; cytoplasm. The transcript is spliced from 4 exons.